AUGAUGGACGUUAUCAUCCUGUCCGAGCUUGCUAAAAGCCUACAAAUACCAAAGGACACCAUCAAUCCUAGCUCGACGUUUUAUCAAAUUGGCGGUGACUCCAUGAUAGCCUUAGCGGUUUCCGCAUCCUGUAGGCGUCAAGGAGUUUCUGUGGACGUUCCGUCAAUCCUUCGGAGUGGAAGUAUUUCUGAAAUACUCAGAAACGCCAAAUUGCUGCCGACUCAGCCCGUCAAUACUGUGCCUAAAGGAGAUCUUAAGCCUGUAAACAAUAUAUCCGAGGCAGAGCUCGACCGACCUGCCGGUUUCCACCAUUCAUCUACCAAAGCACGCCAGUACAGUCCUACACCAACAGAUUUAAGAAAUGCAGUGGGGAGCAGCAGGGGAAAUGGCGUUGGGUCUUGCAGUAUGGCAAAACUCCAGUCUGUACUUGUGCUGGAUACCAAGGCAAGGCCGGGGAACAAUGUCAUCAGCUAUUUUCAAGAGUAUUCACCAGGUCAAAUCCCAACUCUAAAGCGAGCGUGGCAGAAGGUCAUCCAGUCGGAACCUAUAUUCCGGGCUGUUUUCGACGAUGAUUUUUUCUUGGAGAAUGGCAUGGCCUGCUUUGUGUGGUCAGAGAACAUACACCGCGAUCUAUGCUCAUUUGAGGAACAUGUUGAAUCCAUAAAGGCACCCGAAAUGGUAGAGCCCGCAACAGAAUUCGAGAUUAUAACCCUGGCGGGGAAAAGGAGUAUUGUCGUCUGGCACGUCCAUCACGCCCUCGUAGAUGGAUAUUCAGCCCGGCUACUUCUCCAAAAAGUCUGCACUUUGAUGGAGGGCGGUCAAAUAACGGAAGGCAGAUCAUUCCUGGAACUCAGUCGGGCCUGGCAAAUGUAUCAGGCCAUAUUUGAGGGCCAGGCAAGGCAGUUUUGGCAAGAUUACUUGUCAAAAGUGACAGAUAACGACUUUCUACUUCCACCUCCUUGUAACCAGUCCUCCAAUAACUCGCUUUCCGCAAACUUUGUCGCGUUUUCCGUACCCUUACAACGUAUCAUACGAUAUUCCAGCGAAAUGAAUCUUCCACUCUCGUCCAUUUAUUAUGCAGCCUGGUCAUUGGUCCUCGCAAUUUAUACGGGAUCUGACACAGUGUCAUUUGGUAUUGUGUUCGAAAACAGGUCUAUCCCUAUUCCUGGAAUUCGAGAGACCGUAGGGCCGAUGAUGAACACUCUGCCUCUCAUUCUGCACUUGGACCGGGGAACUGCAUUCAAGGAUUUGCUUCUUUGCACAACCCAGCGUGUCGCUAAGUUGCGAGAGUUCGAGUGGAGUACACCGGAUCAGAGCCCCAAGAUGACAUCAGUUCUGGCCAUGCAGUACGACUACGAGGCAGUGUUAAGUCCGACAUCUUCCACCAUGGUUUCUUCUACCAGGCUUCAGUCAAGCAUCCCCAUCAAUAUAUUCCUUGGCCCAAAGGAAAAAAUCCAAAUUAACUAUGACAAAGUCUUAUUCGAUCAUUCUGAUAUCGAGGACCUAGUCCGGAUGUAUGUCAAUGCCAUCGAGACAUUGAUAGGGCCGGAAGGAACCUUAGACUGGUACUUCAGGCAUUCCCUUACGCCAGAACUCUUGCAGCAAAGCCUGUUGAACGGGAACUGCUUUUCCGAUGCCACCCUCGGUCAAGGGGAGGAUACAUUGACAAGCCUCUUUGACGCCUGCGUCAAAAGCGCUCCAGAUUCCGUAGCAGUUGCGAGAGGAGACGAGUCACUGACCUACGCCCAACUUGACGCAGCAGCCACAAAAAUUGCAUCGAGUUUGUGCGAGAUAGUCCUUCCUCAAGAAGUUAUCUGCGUUCACGCUGACCGUUCGAUUAACUGGAUCAUUGCUAUAUACGCAGUCCUCAAAGCUCAAGCAGUGUACUGUCCCUUAGAUCCGGCGUCACCAGAUGAUCUAAGAGAUUCAUAUUUUCGAACUUCUGGAAGCAGAGUGUAUAUAUCACCCUUUAAAGAAUCCAAAGCCCGAAAACCCUCGUCCUGCUCACUCUUCUAUUCGAUCGAGGAAUUGCUAUAUCAAGCAGAUAACACACCUGGACUGGUCACGCGAUAUGGUAAUUCCAUAAUAUCCAAGAAAGACUUGGCAUAUCUAUGCUUCACUUCUGGUUCCUCUGGAUUGCCGAAAGGGGUUGUAUGUACCCACGAGGGAAUAGUUGCAUUCCAGAAAGAUUAUAAUGCCCGUCUCCAUAUGCGGCCUGGGCUACAAGUAGCUCAAGUUAUGUCUCCAGCUUUCGAUGGUAGUAUGCACGAAAUAUUUUCGUGCCUUUCAUAUGGCGGAACGCUUCUCCUGAGCCACAAGGCCGACGUUUUGGGUAACAUACAGCAAGCAAAUGUUGCGAUGAUUACUCCAUCAAUUGGGAAAAUGUUGAAUCCUUGCGAUCACAAAAACCUCGAAGCAAUUUAUCUCGUUGGAGAGCAGCUUCCCCAAGCCGUAUGUGACGCAUGGUCUGCCACAGUGCCUGCUUAUAACAUGUAUGGCCCAACAGAGUCGAGUUGCGGAUCAAGCUACAAGCGCCUUGUUCAUGGCGAGAUUGUCACCAUUGGAAAGCCUGUGGAAUCGACUCGGAUCUAUAUUUUAGACCAACAUCAGAAUCUACUUCCCCCCGGAGUGAUUGGAGAACUCUACACUGCUGGGGUGCAAGUCUCUCCAGGAUACAUCCAACGGCCGGAUGAAACCGCAAAAAACUUCCUCAAAGACAUCAUUCGCCCCGAGACUGGCCAAAUGAUGUAUCGAACUCAGGAUCGUGGGUAUUGGAACCGAUCGGGAGAGAUAUGUCUUCUUGGUCGUUCUGAUAGGCAAAUCAAGCUCCGAGGCUUCCGUCUUGAUUUGAAUGACCUUGAGAUUAGGAUGGUUGCAAACACUGAAGCCACUUCAGUGGCUAUCGCACGCAAGGACGAUAUACUAGUAGCAAUGAUACAGCCGGAAACCACAAACAUUGCUCUAUUCAAGGAGACGAUCAAGAAAGUGCUCCCACCACAAGCAAUACCAAGGCUCAUCAAAGCUGUUGAUACGUUUCCCUUGGCCAAUGCAGGAAAAAUUGAUUAUAAGGCCGUCGCGGCAGCUUUUUGUGCGUCUAUACCCAGAGUAUCCUCGCACGGCCGUCCUGUAUCUCCCGUGAGCACUCCAGCAGAUGCCCGAGAGGCAAUCGCUACAGUGUGGAGGACUCUGCUGAAAUUGGAGGAUGGGCAUGUCCUGGACGACAAUUCCAAUUUCAUUGAACUUGGUGGACACUCCAUCAAGCAAAUUACCUUGUCGAAACGUCUGUCUUCCAUCCUUGAUCGAGAUAUUACUCUAGCCGACGUUAUAGAGAAUAUCCGCUUCGGUGACCAGGUCAACAAGUUCUUACCUGCUUACUCCGAGUCUUCGGGUAGCCAAUCGCCACUAAUAGAGUCAGCAGCGACUACACCGGCUGUUGGUAUUAGAGACCAGAUCUCAUCCAUAUGGCAGUCUCUGCUUUCGCUAGAUAGAGAAUACCCUCUAAAUGACGAUUCCAACUUUAUUGAGUUGGGCGGAGACUCUGUCCUUCUGUUAAACUUGGCUUCCCGCUUGACAUGCCUCGGAGGAAGGCAUAUCGCACUCCACAGCGUCAUCAAACGCCCUUGUCUAGGCGAUCAAAUUUCCCUAUUCUCAAGCUCGAAGUUAGGUUCCGUCGCCGAAGCGUCCAAGCCCGAAAUUGAUUCAAAGCCUGGCUGUCUCUCCCUAUCUCCCAUAGAACGCGAAUGGGUAGAAAAAUACAAAGUUGGUAAAGGCUCAUCCUCUUUCAACGUCAACUAUGCGUGUGCUCUCAGUGGUGAUACGGAUAUUAUAAAACUGGAAGAAAUUUGGAACAAGGUGUUGAAGCGCCAUGAGAUCUUAAGUUCUCUAUUUCCGAAUGAGCACACGCGGUCAUAUGCCAAAGUCCCUCCUCAAGUAGCUGUUGUGGGCAAGAUUGAUAUCAGAGAAGAGGUAAAUCGCGAGUUCAAGUUGGAUGAGGAGCACCCAAUCCGUGUGUUUAUUACUCCGACUACCUUUCUCCUGGUGGCUUCACACAUCGUACUGGACCUUACAGCGCUCAAUGUAAUCCUCCGAGAUAUUGAGAUCUGCUGGGGUGGUAAGAUUCUCUUGCCCUUGCAAAGAACUUAUAGCCAAACGGCUCAGUGGAGCCGUGAUGUGUCCCAGGAUGACCUCGAUUUCUGGAAGAGCCUCUCAGAAGUCCCCUGUUACCGAGAGCCAUUGCGAUUAAGUUAUAAUGGAACAUCUCGAGUGUGCAAAAUACCGUUGGAAACCUUCCAGGGUAUGGUUCAGUUCACAGUUAAACACAGCAUAACAUUACACCAACUUUCCCUAGCGGCGGUCGCGCUUGCACUUUAUCCCACAGGCACCCACGAUCAACUUGCCGUCCUUGGAGCACCGUAUCUCAAUCGCGGGGUUGAAGAUUUCGACACCGUCGGCCUCUUCCUAGAGCCACUCCCAAUCCGCAUAAAGGUGCCCCGAAUCAAUAGGAGAGAUUCCAUGCAGCAACAUAUUUCUCCCCGCGAGACUUGGUCGCAUGCAUUCGCCAAAAGCGUUGGCAAGGCAAGCCAGGACGCCCUUUCUCAUGCCAUCCCCUGGAACAGACUCCUUGAGUACCUUGACAUCCAGCCGCAGCACCCAAAUGUCCCUUUCAUUGAAGCAAUGGUAACAUUCCACGAUAAUCGCGGACAGAAAGCAUCCGCGAUCCCUGGGACCCAGCAGCUUUACACAUGGUGCGAAGGUUCGAAAUUCAAGCUGAUGUUUGAAUUCUCGGCUAUCGGUAACGAGACCUUGAUGCUAAGGAUUGAAUAUGACAAUAUGAUAUAUAACGACACUAAGGCGAGGAAUUUUCAAAGGCGCACGAUCGCUGCUCUCGAGGCAAUUAGUCAAGGCUUUGAGCAAGAAAAGCUGGUGGAACUGAUACAAACAGCCAUGGAUAGACAGAGCUCUGAAGGUAGUGGAAAUGAAUAUUUUAGU
Molecule: messenger RNA, 4989 nt
Organism: Trichophyton verrucosum HKI 0517
Lineage: Eukaryota; Fungi; Ascomycota; Eurotiomycetes; Onygenales; Arthrodermataceae
Exons: 2
Biological process (GO): amino acid activation for nonribosomal peptide biosynthetic process; secondary metabolite biosynthetic process
Cellular component (GO): cytoplasm
Molecular function (GO): phosphopantetheine binding; catalytic activity
Source: RefSeq, a predicted model, not a curated record